AUGUCCGAGGAGCACCUGGAACUCGAAGGAGAGCCUCCGGUCAAGGAGCAGCUCUGCCCAGAUCCCUCACCGGAGGAGGGCGAACCUUCAGAGGCCAAGAACGAGCCUGAACCUGGUGAUCUCGAUGGUGUUGUGGAGCAGGAGGAGGUUGAAUCUGUGCAUUCGGCAGCUGACAAUGCCAGCAACGCCAGCGGCGCUAGCGAGAUGGAGGUGGAAGAGGAUGACGAUGAUGAGAGGAUGCAGGGCUUUGCCCCGGAAAAGGAUGCCGAGGUGGAGGCGAGUACGGAAGCAGAUGGGCGCGGCCAGGAAGCGGAGGACAAUGCUCUCUGGGAGGAUUUCCUCGAAGCUGAUGAAGGCGAGGAUGAACCUCAAGAGCAAGAGGCGCAGGUUGAUGUCGUGGAGGGAAUGGAGGACUUCACGGGUGCUCAGCCCGUCACGUCAGUGGAGCCGGCUGCCGAAGCCGACAGUUCUGAGCCCCUGGACCGACCGGGUGAGGCAACAAGGAAGGUGUUCUUCUGUCCGACGGCCGUGCAAAUUCGUUCCGCGCCCGAUACGAUAGCUACCUCACGAGGACUCCUAGAUGUGGGAACUGUGGUUUCCGGAAGCUUGGAAGCUGGGUGGCUGAGUUUGGAUGAGGAAAGUAAGAAGCAACUGCUGUUGCUGGGCGAUGGUGCGGCCUGGGUGUCAAGUGAGAGCCUUGAGCAAAAGGAUGAGCGAGACAGUGAGGAUGAAGCAAAGGGUAUGCAGCAGUCGUCCCUGCAAGCUGAGAGACUUCUCGGGACCGGCAUUGAAUACCGCGCUUCGUGUGACUCGCGGUGCUACUGCAGUCCUUCAACGCUCGGAGAGAGCAAGCCAGUCUGCCAGGGAGAGGCAUUGGUUGGAUACCCGAGUCAUCACCAUUGGAUUCGCCUGGCUGCCUCGGAGACCAACACAGAGUUCAUCUCACACUGGGUGUUUCAAGAUCCCGACAGUCCGGCUCUUGAGGCGAACUGGAGCCGCUUGAAGGUCUCACAGAAUUCCUUUGGCGUGCUACGCCUCAGCUGGCCCGGGCUAGGCGUGUCUCCCCAUAGCACCGUCUACUACAGCCUGGAGUGGGCCAAGAAGGGCAAAGCAUCGGGCUCCGGUCUGACUCCUCGCCCUGAGUGCACGCUCGUGACCUGCCCUGCAGAAACGCAGUUCCGAGUAAGUGCCUUCGUGAACAGCAGGGAGCGGAGCUUGCACCUGACAAGCGCCUGGCAGUCUGACUGGGUGUUGGAAGCAGAGGACAAGGCAGAAUCCACUGAAUCCACCCUUCCAGCCCCUCCGGAGGCUUCGGGUGUCACGUCGAUAGCGCCAGUCUCAGAUGAGUCGGAUGGUAUGCACGCUCCACACUCGGACAAAGUCGCCGAGAGCUCUCCCUGUGCAGAGGGUGGAGGGCUCGAGCAAGACCUGGAAGCCGUGGACAUCUCCGAAAAUCUCCGUGAGGAGAGCCCGGACGGGGGAUCGCUUGACGCGCGUGGAGCAGAGGCAGCAAAGGCCGAAGAGCCGGCAGAGGCAGAAGAGGCAGUAGAGUCAACAGCGGCAGAAGCAGAAGUUGAGAAGAAGUCACAGCAGUGUGAGUCAGGGCAGAGUCGCCGUUCCUGCUUCGAGGUAGUCCGCCGAGGAGGUGUAUUCCUCCGCGAGCAACCAAGCCGGGACGCAACCUCCAAGGGCCGGCUGGCCUUCGGGCAGCGUGUCUUUGGUGUACUGACAGGUGAGUGGCUCCGUGUGGAGAGAAACUCGCAGGAGGAGGUGGAAGGCACAACCUAUGUGCUGGUUGACGGCAGCGAGUGGGGUCUCGGUACACUCCUUCAAGAGAUGCCUACAGCUGAAAGUUCCCCUCUUCCCAGCACACUUCCGGAAGAUUCGCAGCCGACGAAGCUGGAGCCGGAACAAGUUCCGAGCCCAGAGCCGGAGCAAGUUCCGAGUGCGCAAUCCUCGAGCCUUACCAAGAAGUCGGCAGGGCCUGCUCAGAAAGCACGCCUAUCAUCUUUACGCCGUGCAGCUGCGGCUGCCGAAGAAGUCCUGAGCAGACCUGUUGACUAUCUCGUGCUAGCUGAAACACCAGUUUAUGGUGAGCCGACGUCAAAUGCACAGCCUUUGGCAGGCAAGUCGCUCCAGGCUGGAAGCACGAUUGUGGGGUACCCUGGCAAUGCCAGCUGGAUUCGUUUGGCCAGGGUGCAGGGUGGGGACGAAGAAUGGGCUCUGACAAAAAGCCUCGGUUCCUCAAAAUCUGGAAAGGAUGCUUUUCUAAGCCCUGCCUGGGCGCAGCUGCAAGCCGAGGAGGUAUUCAGUGAAGCCUUGGUAGUGAGCUGGCAAGGUCUCACAGCGCCCAAGGCACCCUACGUUGCAGCCUACAGCAUAGAGUGGAGGCUGACUCCAGGCGAGGAGUUGCCCAUUGGCGGGACUGGGGACUUCAAAAGUAGUGGAUAUGCAUUGAGUCUCCAGCCGCGUACGACGCUGCAUGGCCUCCCCCCGGGUGCUGCAGUCCAAUUGCGAGCAGGAGUCCGUGUGGCAGCACAAACAGCCCAAACAACGCAAGGAGCCGGAGCUGACUUUCGACUUCUGGGUCCUUGGCAAGACUUUACUACCGGGAGUCCCCUCACGGAGGAGGAGGAGGCAGAGUACUCGCGAUGCAUCGAUCCCUUUGGAGCGGCUCGUGGAGCAUGCGAAGCCAGUCAAUGCCGCGGAUAUGUGGCGGACUUGGAUGCUUUGGCAUCGGUGGGUGCCAAUGCGAAUUUCCUGGUCCACAAAGCCAUCUGCGUGCGCUGCGGCAAGUCCUUCGAGGCGCACCAGCGUCUCGAGGCGUCCAGUGCGUCUUCUUGGAAGGCGAGGAAGAGCGCAAAGGUGGAAAGAAAGAAAGAGCCAGAGAUUUCGGGGGCAAGUCCCCCGGCGAGUCCGCCAGAGGAUGAUGAGGGCCUAAAGACAUUUCAGGUGGUGCACACCAUGGUCUUUGUCCGUGACCGUGCUAGUGUGAAGGGCAGGACACUCGGCGUCCUCAAGACAGGAGAUCGAGUUCGAGGUUGGCGGCGUUCAGGCUGGCUGCGGUUGAGCCGCAGCAGCUCGCUGACUGUCGCGAAAGAGAUUCGGGACGCGUGGAUUCUGAUCCACGGUGCUGAAGUUGGGCUUGGCCAGCUUAUGCAGGAAGUGGACGAGAAACCUGAGGACUCUAAGCGAGAGGUCUCCAGCAGCAAAGCAGGUCCCAGCGUAGCAUCGCCACCAUCCACAUCACGCCGAAUGGCCGCCGUGGAGCAGGCACUUAGCGACACCAGGUCUGUCCUACAAGGGCCGCUUCAGUUCAGAGUGGUUGGUGACGCUGACCUUCCUGUUCGCCCGAAGCCCCUCUCCGAUCAGAUGCAGGUUGCCACCUUGAAGCCUGGGGCCAUGGUGCUGGGGUAUCCCGCUGGCGACUGGAUGAAGAUCGAGACGGUGUCCACUACAAGCCAAUGGGUGCUAAUAAACGAUCCGUGUGGGACGCGCUUGGUGCCAGUCUGGGCCGACCUCAACCUGCAGCAGGCCUUCGAGGAGGGUCUGCUGCUGUCAUGGCCUGGUCUGGCAGCCAAGGAGGCAACGCGGUACACCCUUGAAACACAAGUACAAGGUGGCGGCAGCGGCAAGCUUGACGUUAAGCUGGGACAGACGGCCGCGCUGCUCAAUUCUUUACCCCCGGGUGCAGCAGUAAGCGUGCGAGUGCGGGCCAUUGUGUAUUCCCCCAAAGAUCCACUUGGCAUCAAGUUCCAGGGAGAUUGGAAGGGCCUUCAAUGCUUGGCACCACGAGAGACUGGCAACCAGGUCGCGACAAAACCAUGCAUUGACUUCAAGGACUCCGAGGCAACAGGCCUCAUGGCGGAGGAGCGAUGUGUGCGAUGCGGGCUUCUUCGCUCUGAACAUCCCACAGCCGCCUCCGCCGAUGCCGUCCCAGAGCCAUCUGCACAGAAUGAGAGGUCUGCUAGUGACGUCCUCGUGUCCAGCCAGCUGGGCAGAGAGUCCGAAGAGGUAUCGGAAUCCUCCGAGCAGUUUCAGGUUGUUGUCGCGACCGUGUACAUUCGGGGCGAGCCGUCCAUUGGCGCGAUACCGGUGGGAUUUGUGCACAAAGGCACUGUUCUCUCUGGGCAGGCGCAGUCUGGCUGGCUGCGCCUUUCCGCCGAAUGCAGCAAGCGGUUGAAGAUCUUCGGUGAUAAGAAGGCUUAUGUGGCAAUUGAGGGCCGCUUCGCGAAUCGUCCUGACCUGGGGGCUUUGCUGCAACGCGUGGAUGCGGACGCUGCCGGCAGUGCCGAGAAGCCGGAAGAGGCCGGGCACAGAAGCGUCGAGUCGUUGAGGCGCAGGGCCGAGCGGGCUUGCCAGGUGCUCAACUCGGAGCCGCUUCCCUUUCAGGUCGUGUCGGACAAAGCAUCAGUCCGACCAGCUCCAGACGUCCAUGCUGCGUCAACUGCGCUGACCAAAGGGGAGCGCGUCAAGGGCUAUCCCAGUGGAAGUUGGUUGAGGCUCGCCCGAAGCGAUGCCAAGGGCGAAGGAUGGGUGCAAAUCGAGUCGUCAGGCGCUGAUUCCACCCUUUACUUGGAGGCUGAGUGGUCCAAGGUGGAGGUGAAGCAGGCCUUUGUCGAGGCGAUCAUUCUGGAGUGGACCGGCCUCGCCACUGAGCAGAAGGUCACCUAUGCCGUCGAGUGGCGCCCUAGUGCCGGUGGCGCAGGUGGCCAUGCCGUCUGCAAAUCCAACCGACUUCAUCUUACCGGGCUACCUGCAGAUGGCAAGUUUUCAAUGCGAGUCCUGGCUUGCGUUGCGAGCGAGCACCCGAACGUCACACCCUUGAGACUCAACGGCCCCUGGCUUGAGGCUUCCAGCCUGCCUGCUGCCAGGAGGCCAGGCUGGUCCAGCCGGUUGUCGGAGAGCAACUUAGACCCUGUGGGAGAAGCACGUUCUGGCUGUUUCGCCAGCAAGUGUUCUGGUUUUCUGGCACCCGAGGACUCUGCAAGCUAUGUCAACGACCCUAAAGCCACUCUAUGCAGGCGAUGUGGAUAUUCUUUCCUCGACCACCGAAAAGGUUUUUCAGGCGAAAAGACAGCGAAGUCACAGCCACGAAAGGUGAGUUCUGAACUUCCCUCUCGCGCCGGAAAGGAGCCCGAUUCCACGCGUGAUGAGGUGCGCGGUGCCACGCGAAGAAGCUUCAUGGCCAGCUGGGUGGUAGAGCACCGGGCUGUCCUCAUACGCUCCCAGCCAAGUGUGAAGGCUGAGAAGCUCGGCAUCGUCUGCAAGGGCCACGUCUUGAAAGGCUACGAGAUGGAAGGCUGGGUGAAGCUGACACGAGAAUCUGGCGUUCAGGCCGGCGUUCCGGAAGGCCGGAUUGCCUGGGUCCUCAUCGACGGCCAAGAGGUUGGCCUGGGUCAGCUGCUUCGGCCUCUAAAGCCGGGCGAAAAGAUUUCCGUAAAGGAUGCCAAAGAGGAGUCCGACGAUGAAAAGUAUGGACUUGCAUGGAGAUUCGAGGACAUCUACACUGGCGCUCUCGAGUUCGAGGUCCUCUUCAAGUCGGUCUCGGUCCGGAGGAGGCCCAGAGUCACCUCCAAGUCUCUGGGGCUCGUCACAGAGGGCAAUCGCAUCUGGGGCUAUCCCAAAGACAACUGGCUUCAAACCAACCGAAAGUACAGGCAGAAGGAGCACGGCUGGAUUCGCAUUGAUGGGACAGACUUGGGCCAUGGCCAGCUUCUUCAGUGCACCAUGAUGAAGCCUACAGCCACCAAAUCCUUCGCAGAGGCCCUUCUGAUCGCGUGGCAGCCUCUGCCAGUAAAGUCUGCCCUUUACACGCUGGAAUGGGUGGCACAGGACAAGAAGAGCAUCAAGGUGGCCCUGGACAAAACACGACUUUGCGCAGGCAAGAUUGGCCCGUUGGCACCCGACUCCACGUUCUACGUGAGGGUGACUGCCUUCAUCCUUGUUCCUGGAGCUGAUGCAAGCGAUCCGAAGAGCAUCUGCGCAAAGGUGAGCAGCGAUUGGGCAGAAGCACAAACAGGGUCCGCCGUUGACGAAACGGAAGAAGCCGCCAUGACAUUUGAUCCCCUGGCAAAAAUUCGUGGAAAAUGUGGAGAUUGCCAGCACUGCGCCAACUUCAUCUUGUCCAAGUACUCUUACCUGAUGCGCUUAGACGAGGUGCUUUGUCGACGCUGCGGCUGUGCGUGUACAAGCCAUGAGAUCGUCGGCGAGUACGGGAAAUCGCGGGCGCAGUGGGCCAAAGACAAUGAGCGCAGGCAGCGGGAAGGCCAACGACGCCAGCAGCAGGUCCGAAAGCCCCCUGUGCCAGCAGAGCUUCCAUGCACUCCCUGGCAGCCCGACGACGCACCUGUCGGCAAGAGCAAAGCACGCUAUGCCAUCGAGCAGGUGACAAAGGCACGGAACUUCUACGAGACCCUGGGAGUAAAGCCAUCAGCUACUGCAAAGGAGAUACGCAAUGCUUACCGCCAAAUCGCACUGCGCAUCCACCCAGACAAGGUAACGUCGGGAGGCCAGGAGGAAGACUUGACAACGCAGGCAGAGGCUGCUUUCAAGCUGGUGUCUUCGGCUUACGAAGUGCUCGGCGACGAAGGCAAGAGAUCUUCCUACAACCACACGGCAAAGAGCGGAAAGUCCACAACGAGCUCUGCAAAGCCAUCGGGGCCGAGAACCACGACCCCUGCAUCGAGAGAACAGUGGCCUGGAGGAGCUGCCAAGUCUAAAUCGGAGGUGGUGCUUACGGUGUCCCAUGCUGUCAGCGGAGAAGAGAUCCGCAUGUCGAUGAACCGCGGGACGAGUGUCAUGGGACUCAAGCGGGCUCUGUGCAAAAAGCUCAAGCGCGGACCACCGGAGAGCAUCGAUAUCUGCGACACCAGCGGAUCUAUUCUGGGUGAUGACCACCGCUUUGCUGAGAACCAGGAACUGCACUGCAUUGGCAUCUCCCUCGGCCCACCCAAAACAGUCACAGUCGAGGUCAAGGACCAUCGAUCUGGGGCCAGGAUGCAGGUGGAGGUGCUGGACACCUCAAGCAUGGAGACGGUCAGAAAGAAGGUUGCUCGAGAACUCAAGGUGAAGGAGAAGGAGCUGCAGAUUGGACAGCAGAAAAGCACGGGCAAGCACUCCGCCCGUCGCUUCGAAGCUCUAGCAAGCGAGGAGUUGCUCAAUGGGAGGAGGCUUCUCUACAUCCAUGGGAACAGUGUGCUGAUCUACCUAACCUUGGAGCAGGGCUUGCAGCUCCAGCGGGACUUGAUCGUUGCUUACGGCGAGGCGAUCUUCCAGAAGAAGCUUGACGCACUCCUGUCAGAGUAUCCUAUGCCAGAGUCCAUCACCCACAUGAGUUUUCGGGAGGCCUUCGGAAAGCUGGUUCGGGAUGCGCAGAAGGUCACACUGGCAAGGUGGGGCUUCGAAGGCGAUUUCGCGGCACAGAACAUGAUGACGGCAUUUGGCAAGGUGGCGCACACAGCAGAAGUCUACGAGCUCAGCUUGGAGAUCGACAAGCUCCUGCGUAUCACCUCAGGAGGGAUGAUCGCAGCUCCGGUCAAGCCCAAGAAGGCUGCGCAGGCGAAGGCUUCAAGUGCUUCCGAGUCGAAGCCCGAGAAAUCGGAGAAAUCGGAGAAGGCGAAGGCGCCAGGCAAGAGUGGGCCCAGACCGCCAGUCACUGUCACGGUGCGGCAGGCGGUUGAAGAGGAGAAUGAGCCCCCAGCACCGCCUCUCAAGGUCACAGUGCCAGCAGAUGCCACAAUGCGCCGACUCAAGCAGGCCAUCGCCGAGAAGCUGGGCAUCAAGCGCACGACAUCCCUUAAGCUGGUUUUUCACCUCGACUCGCGGUUGCGGAAAUCCAGCAUGCCGGAGAGUGGUAUGACUUUCGCGUCUUUCAAGGAUGACGAGCUCAUCGGCUCACGCCGAGAAGUCCUGCUGUUGGGAGCAGACCUACGUGACAUGGUGGAGGUUCGGGUAGAACUGAGCGGCGUGCCACAGCUUCCGGAUGGCACAGUGGUCGUCUUCGUUUCACGCGCGGCCACGUUGAAAGAGGUGAAAGAAGCAGCUGCGCGAAAGCUGUUGCUUAAGGAGGCCGGCACGAACGAGCCGACAGCUACCCGAGUCGCAGAGGUGGCGUCUGCUGGGAUGUUGGCGGGGACCAUCGGGGACUCCAUAGCCCUGGACCUGCUGCAGGAUGAACUGCCUUUGAAAGGCCGAGAGAGGAUCCACUGGCUCAGCACCGCCCUGGCCCAGGAGCUGAUCCCAAAGGCCUCGGAGAUCACCAUCCUGGAGCAGGAACACCAGGAAGAGGAAGAAGAGGAAGACGCUGCAGACCUUGCGGAAGACUUCGAGGCGACGACAAGCUGCCCUGACCUUCUGGCAGUAUCCGUAUGGAGUAUCGCCCUGUGCUGGCCGAUCCUGCAGGAAGAUGCGGAAGAGGUCGUAGACUCUACAGGCCCGACAAGCCAGGAGCGGCAAUAG
Molecule: messenger RNA, 8460 nt
Organism: Symbiodinium natans
Lineage: Eukaryota; Dinophyceae; Suessiales; Symbiodiniaceae
Source: the annotation of a GenBank genome assembly